UUCUCCUCAAUUUUUUUUUUCUUUGCCACCGUGAACCUUCAUAACCACCGCAGGCCGCCAACCCGCCUCGCCGACCACCAAAACCCGUCACCGACCCAUCCUCUUUUUCUCCUUUCACUUGUGAUCUAAAAACCCAUAACCUCCACCAACCGCCAUAAUCGUCCUUCCCACUUACGAGAAGUGCGAGUACGAGCUUGUCAUGGAGAGGAUGCUUCAGAUGCAGAAGAUCCACGAGGAGAAAGCCAAGUUUAAACACAAACACGGCGCCGUUCCUGUCGUCCCCAAAACCGCCAAUAUCUGAUUCUCUCUCACUUUCCCUCUCUGCAAGCAUUCCUUACGGUGGUGUACACAGUGGUGACACCAGACAAAGGAGGAGCAAUAGGAUUUCUGGUAUCUGGCUAUGGCCACAAGCACAAGGGAAAUGAACCAGCAAAACCCAAAGAAGAAAGUCCCUCUCUUUCCCCUUCUCUCUCUUCUCUGCUUCACUUCCAUCUUCCUCAUUCUCUCUCCGUUCAAAAACACCACCACCCCUUCAACUUCUCACUCCCUUCGCACCUUCCAAAUUGACAACAAAGGUACUUGCGACUAUUCCGAUGGAAAGUGGAUCUACGACAACACGUGGUCUCCGAGGUAUGACAACACGUGCAAGGAGAUAUUCAAGGGCUGGAAUUGCAUCUCUGGUAACAAAUCCAACGCCCCACAACUCGCCAAGUGGCACUGGAAGCCCCACAACUGUGAUCUCCCUCAGUUUGAUCCCAUUGGGUUCCUUCACAAUCACAGACACACCAGCAUUGGGUUUGUUGGCGAUUCGCUGAAUAGGAACAUGUUUGUGUCUCUUUUUUGCACUCUCAGGAGUGUCUCCAAUGGACAAGUCAAGAAGUGGCGACCCGCUGGUGCUGACCGUGGAUUCACCUUUCUCCCAUACAAUCUCACCAUUGCUUAUCACCGUACCAAUCUUCUCGCUCGUUAUGGUAGAUGGUCAGCUAAUGAUAAUGGCGGUGCCUUGGAAACUCUUGGAUUCAGAGAGGGCUUUAGAGUUGAUGUUGAUGUACCAGAAAGCACAUGGGCACAAGCUCCAAGUUUCCACGAUAUUCUAAUUUUAAACACCGGUCACUGGUGGUGGGCCCCUUCAAAAUUUGACCCUGUGAAGUCACCUAUGCUUUUCUUCAAGGCAGGCCAGCCAGUGAUCCCUCCAUUACUACCAGAUCAAGGCCUGGAUAUGGUUUUGGAGCACAUGAUCCCAUAUGUGGAGGAAAGAGCACGACCAGGUGCAGUCAAAUUUUUCCGUACUCAAUCACCCAGACAUUUUGAAGGGGGAGACUGGGAUCAAGGUGGUUCCUGUCAAAGGGAUCGACCUUUAUCGACAGAGCAGGUAGAAAAACUUUUCUCUGUGAAGAAUAAUGGGACAAAUGUGGAGGUUCGACUGGUCAAUGAACACCUCUAUAAGGCUCUGAAGGGAUCUGGUUUCAUUAUUUUGGACAUCACUCGUCUGAGUGAGUUCAGGGCUGAUGCCCACCCAGCUACUGCUGGAGGCAAAAAACAUGAUGAUUGCAUGCACUGGUGCUUACCAGGAAUUACAGAUACCUGGAAUGACUUGUUCAUACAACAUCUCAAUCGUAUCGAGGGUACAAGUUGAUGAUGAAGUAGUUAUUUAUAUUCGAUAGCAUACGGUUGUCUUGAACUUGGUCAUUGGUUCAUUGAGACGAGAUUGAUUGAGUAUAUUCUAACAUUUUCUUUUUGAAGGUUACUGAGAUAAAUUAGUUCCACAUACAAAUAUUAUAGUUUGUCCAAUCCACGAUGUCUGCCAAAAUGCUCUCUUUUUUUGUACAUAAAAGGCGGAUGGGAGGU
Gastrolobium bilobum is the source of this 1848-nucleotide messenger RNA. RefSeq names its product protein trichome birefringence-like 13. Gene Ontology annotation, molecular function: O-acetyltransferase activity. Gene Ontology annotation, cellular component: Golgi apparatus. The record is from RefSeq and is a predicted model, not a curated record. Lineage: Eukaryota; Viridiplantae; Streptophyta; Magnoliopsida; Fabales; Fabaceae. Bases 401 to 1636 code for a protein of 411 amino acids. The transcript has 7 exons.